AUGUCAACCGAUGUAUCUGCUUUAAUUAAUCCCCCGGAAAUAAGUAAUCAAAAGGUUUUUCCUGAUCAAUCUGAAGAUGUAUUUUGGCAAAAGGCAUCCGAUGCUAACGAAGAAACUCGUGAUAAUGAUGUUAUAUGGAAUCCGCAAAAACAUGAACAGCCACAACAAGAACAUUGCAACUUUGUAAUAACACCACCGCCCCCACUUCCAUCAGCAAAUAUUAUGUCUAGACAUUCCCGAAAAAGUAGCAGAAUAUCAUGGGGAUUACAAACUGAUUUUGAAAGACAUAUUGGGUUAUUAGAGUCAAAAUUGACAGAAAUCGUAUCUCAAGGCAAUAAACAUGUUGACAAAUCUGUAGGAUUUGAAG
This is a messenger RNA of Racocetra persica, 367 nucleotides long. The record is from the annotation of a GenBank genome assembly. NCBI's taxonomy places the organism in Eukaryota, Fungi, Glomeromycota, Glomeromycetes, Diversisporales, Gigasporaceae.